AUGGAGGAGUUAAUCUCGGAGCUGAAGGACGGCGAGCUAACAUUCAUCAUCAUGGACAUGCGUAUUGCGGAGAAACGUAUUUCCGACCUGAAGGAAGAACAUGAACAGAGCAAAGCGGAGAUUACAAGGUUGGAGUUGGUGAUUGGUGAUUUCAACAAGAAGUACAAAGCUGUGGAGAGCACGUUUGCGAUUGCUGCUUUUACUUCUCCUUGCUUGGUUCUUAGUUUGGUUCAAGUAACAACAACCUUCUUUUCAAUUUAG
Messenger RNA from Microthlaspi erraticum, 261 nucleotides. NCBI's taxonomy places the organism in Eukaryota, Viridiplantae, Streptophyta, Magnoliopsida, Brassicales, Brassicaceae. The record is from the annotation of a GenBank genome assembly.